Molecule: messenger RNA, 3352 nt
Organism: Phalacrocorax carbo (great cormorant)
Lineage: Eukaryota; Metazoa; Chordata; Aves; Suliformes; Phalacrocoracidae
Source: RefSeq, a predicted model, not a curated record
GCGGCCGCGCGCUCGUAGCGGCGGGAACCGGAGCGGCACCGGGUCGUCGGGGGGGAGCGGGCGCUCCUGGGCCGCCGCGCCCUCAUGGAGGCUUUUCCCGGUGGCAAGCUGGAGCAGCAUCGGCACCUCCCGCCCGUGGAGCGCCUGCCGGGCGCCCGCUGCGGCGGCCGGAGUCACAGCGCCUGCGGGAACGUCUUCAACUCCUGGAACGACUACCUGGGGCUGGCCACGCUCAUCACCAAGGCCGUACGCCCCGGCAAGGGCUUCGGCGCCGAGCCGCCCUCGGUGGUGGUGGCGGCGGCGGCCGUGCCGCCGGCCGAGGAGGAGGAGGAGGAAGAGGAGGAGGAAGAGGCGGCGGGGCCGUACUUCGAGGGCGCGCUGGACUUGCACGACCUGGACCUGUGCGGGCAUCACCACCACCACAGCGGGGGCCUGCUGGAGGAGCGCUUCGCCGACUUCAGCCCCUUCCCCGGGCGCGGCGGCCCCGCCGCCGUUGUCUUCGACUGCUCGGGGGAGCACCCGGGCCGGGAGGGCUCGCCCCACGCGUGGGGCGGCGUGGUGGUGGCGGGGCGGCUGCCGGCCCACCCGCGGGCCGCCUCCCGCCUGCUCAAACCCGAGCUGCAGGUCUGCGUCUUCUGCCGGAACAACAAGGAGGCGGUGGCCCUCUACACCACCCACAUCCUCAAGGGACCCGACGGCCGCGUCCUCUGCCCGGUGCUGCGGCGCUACACCUGCCCCCUCUGCGGCGCCAGCGGCGACAAUGCCCACACCAUCAAGUACUGCCCUCUCUCCAAAAUGCAGGCGGCCAAACAGCUCAAACACGCCCGGACCGCCCUGGGGAAGAAGGGCCGUUAGGCACCGGGACCCCGCCGGCGGCCCCGCGUCCUCCCGCCCGCCUUUGGGGGCUUCUUUUGGGUUGUUGCUUUAUUUUUUAUUUUUUUUUUUGUCUUUAAGGCGGAUGGUGGGUUUGACCUCUCCUACGUUGAUGCGUUAGAGGCGGGGGCCGGCGGGCGGGGGCGCCGGGCCGGGGUCGCGGUGCCCGGUGCGCGCUGGCUCGCGCGGAGCCCGGCGCCGGCCCGCGGGACUUGCGCGGCUUAGAUGCACUGUAUUUGUUUAUUGUAAGAAAAAAUAUAUAUGUGGUUUUUACGGAAACGGAUUUACGGCGAGAUCUGGCUGGGGCGGGGGGGGAGGGGGGUGGCGGGUUAAAGCAAGCAGCGGCCAGAGAGCGGGGCUGGGGGUCCCCCGAUGCUUACAGCCGGGCCCGGUUCUGUCUCCACCACGGGGCCAUGUCCCCAACCGCUGCGCACCAUCGGGGCUGUCCAGCUGGGUUGUUUAGCCUGGUGCCGCACCGUGGAGGCCAGGUGGGAGAGCUGAGUCUUAACUCUUAAUAGCAGGGUGUUUAGUUAGGGUGCAACACUCUGUUUUGGGUCUUAAAGUAAACAUCUAAGCAAUUUCCUUUGUUGAUCUUAAAACCAUGAUCAGACCCGUGCUCAGUUACUCACUUGAUAAUUAACACCUCAGCCGCAAAAUUGCCAUGUCCUGCCUGGCACGAUGGGAGAGCAGCACCCCAUGGUCACCCCUGAACUGUCCCACUAGCAAGGGUGGAUGGCCCUGGUCUUGCAGGUCCCUGUGUCCGAUACACAGCUUUAGGAAAGGUCUGAGAGGAGAAAGCAUCAAAGUGCUUGUUUGAAAAUGUUAUGACUCUGGGCUGGGUGCAAACUGAGCCCUUUCAGCAGGGAGAACAGCAGUAGGUAUGGCAGAGAAUAAGUAUUGAUGUAGCUUGUGUUUGUGGUGGAGAAUAGGGGGGUGAUGGGAAGCCUUUGGAGAGAAUAGACCUGGACAAAGCAGAAAGCUGUGACCGUAGCAGAACGGUGGAAGGAGAGGUGAUGUAUUUUCAAGAGUUGAGAGAAUAUGGCUUUAACUCAUUGCGAGGUGGGAGGGAUCUACCUACCCAUGUGGUUAACAAAUACCCUUAACACUACAUAGACUGUACACAAUACAGGGCUGAUGCAGGACCCUUGGCAAUGGCAGUUCCUUUGUGCCGACUAUCAGACAGGUUAUGUUCCUUCUAAUACUCAAGAAAUUAGAAAUGGCUUUUACUGUGACUUGGAGGCAAGACAGUAGGAGCAGCAGCAGGCUGGUAGUUUGCUUAGAAGUCCUGCAGAGCUGAAGGGCAGGAGCCCAAAGUCUCAGUGCGGAGAGGGUUAUGCUAUAGAUGGCUUUACUGACACCGGGGACAUGUAGGGGUGCUCGGUCUGCAAGGGUGGCCCUGCCAAAAGCAGGGAGGUGAUGAGAGCCCUGUGCAGGAACUGCAGGGACAUCACUGGGCAGAUAAGAAAGAAAGGAAAAGGGAGCUCAGCAAGUAAGGGGUGACACAGGUUUGAGUGGAUUCCUUUUGAUAAGCUGCCCAGAAGGGUGGGGGAUGCAGGCAGGAGAAGGGGGAGAGUGGGACAGUUAAGAAUGGACCCAAAACACAGGUGAGGUGGGCUGGGAAGGAGAGCCUGGGGUUCAUUAUUUAUCACUGCUGUUGACUCACAGCUGCAGCAAUUAGGAGGGAGAAACUGAUUUUGUGUGGAAAUAUUCUCUUAAAUCUUCAUCAAAUGCCUCCAAAGAUGGUGUCAGGUCUAAUUACCAAAUGCAGUGGGGCUUGCAGCUGCCCUCUCCUUGUGCUAAGUAUCUGUUGUGUAUUGUCUCAUUCUGUGGGGCUUGCACCACGGGCUCUUCUGAGCUGUUAGAAGUUAGGUGUGUUUGGUUUUGUGAUGCCUGGUCCCCAUAUGCUGAAUCUGUAUCCACCACACACUGGAGUGAAGCAAAAGUGUGAUGCUGUGGGAAGAGUUUUCCUCUGUACUUUUGUUACCUCCUUGUGGGAAGUUUGAGGAUCGGUACAUACAUUUUAAUGCAGUUGACUGUUACUGGACACAAAAGCAAGAAAGAUCUAAGAAAAGCUUUCUUGAGUGUUUUCUGAGGGGUAAUUCUGGCAGGGCUGGAUCCGAGGUGCUCCUCGCAGCGUUUGCUGUGUACCCACCUCGCCUCUGGUCUGUACAUUAAGCUACUGUAUAGCAAGAGCCCUAUUGCAAUGCUUGGAAAUUCAUCAAGAUGCCGGAAGAUCCCCUGCCUUGGAUGGUGCUGGCCUUCUGCGGUGCUUCUUUCUUCCCUCUGCCUGUGUAAGAGGAAAACUCUUGCACCAAUGGCGUCCACUGCUGCCUGUCACUCAUGGUUCCUCUCUCGUCCUACACGCAUGCUGGCAGCCUUGCUGUGGAAAGGCCAAGAGCUGCCCAUCGUUGCCACUACUCGGCCUUAGACAUCUGGUCAAAGCCUUAACAGGUAAGACAGUAGAGUAACAGCUUCAAAA